CUAACCUCUGACCCUCAGCUGACGCCAUUUUGCGGAUAUUGACGUCAGGUAAAUAAUGCAGUAUUUUCUCCUGUGCGUCGGAAAGUUUUACCUCUGAAGGCUCUUAAAGUCAACUGUUUGCCAACAUUUAGAGUAGGAAGGAAGUCUCUACAAAACACCCUCCAACAUGGCAGCAGCUGCAGCUACAACAUCAACUGCAGAAGACAUCCCCGCCCCCGACUCAACCACCACGGUCAACAUCAAGAACAUCCUGCCCAGCGAGAGCUACGCUAAGUCACUCCUGGUACAGAUGAACGCCCUGCGUAAGAAGGAAACCCUGUGUGACAUCAUGUUAGUGGUGAAGGGACAGGAGUUCCCGGCACAUCGGAUCGUGCUCGCAGCCGCAAGCGAUUAUUUCUGUGCCAUGUUUACAAAUGAGAUGUCAGAAAAAAGCCAGUCAUCAGUGGAGCUGCAGGGCCUGUCUCCACGUGUGAUGGAGAUCCUGCUGGACUUCGUGUACACAGAGACCGUGAAUGUGACUGUGGAGAAUGUACAGGAUCUCCUGCCUGCUGCCUGUCUCUUACAACUGAAAGGUGUGAAGGAAGCUUGCUGUGACUUUCUGGAGAGCCAGUUAGAUCCCUCCAACUCCCUGGGCAUCAUGAGCUUUGCCGACGCGCACACCUGUCAGUCCCUGCGCCGGGCGGCAGAGGUGCACACCCACCGGCACUUCUCAGACGUGGUGCAGCAUGAAGAGUUCCUCCUGCUGGAGAAGGAUGAUGUGGAAAAACUACUCAAGUGUGAUGAGAUUCAGGUGCCAUCAGAAGAGCCAGUGUUUGAGGCCCUGAUGCAGUGGGUGAAGCACAGACUGGAGGGCAGAAAGCCGUACCUCCCGGAGCUGUUAGAGUCUGUCAGACUGCCCCUCCUCACACCCAGAUACAUCACUGAUGUGGUGGACAAGGAGAUGCUGAUCAAAAGAAGCCUGGAGUGUCGGGAUCUGGUGGACGUAGCCAAGAGGUUCCACCUGAGACCAGAGCUGCGAGCUGAGAUGCAGGGACCACAGACCAAACCCAGAACAGGUGCCAGUGAAGUGAUGUUGGUGAUUGGAGGCUUUGGCAGUCAACAGUCUCCUGUGGACACAGUGGAAAAAUACAACCCUAAAACUGAAGAGUGGGAGUUUCUUCCUGCCAUAACCAAGAAGAGACGGUACGUGGCGUCCUGCUCGCUGAACGACCGUGUGUACGUGAUUGGUGGCUACGACGGACGCUCCAGACUCAGUACAGUGGAGUGUCUGGACUACCACAUGUUCAGUCGGCAUAAGAAUGAGACAUGGAGAAACAUCUCUUCUAUGACACACAGGAGGGGGCUGGCCUCAGCAUGUGUGAUGGGGGACCACAUCUACGUGGCAGGAGGUUUUGAUGGUUCGUACCGACACAGCAGUAUGGAGAGAUACGAUCCUCAGAUAGACAGAUGGACAGUGUUAGGGGACAUGGAGAAUGGCCGUGAAGGGGCAGGUCUUAUUGCAGCCAAUGGGUCCAUCUACUGUAUAGGGGGGUACGAUGGGCUGCACAUUCUCCGGUCAGUGGAGAGAUAUGACCCCAACAGUGGGCAGUGGACAACGCUACCCUCCAUGGUCACUAAAAGAUCAGGUGCAGGUGUUGGGCUGAUAAAUGACACCAUCUAUGUGGUGGGAGGGUUUGACGGCAGCACCCACCUAAACUCUGUGGAGUGUUUCAACGUGCGGACCAACCAGUGGACACGGGCAGCCAACAUGGUGUCAGCGCGCUGCUACGUGGGAGCCACAGUACUGCAGGGGAGACUGUAUGCUAUAGCAGGAUAUGAUGGCCAGUCACUACAGAGCAGCAUCGAGGCAUAUGACACCAUCACUGACAGCUGGGAGGUGGUGUCCAACAUGGCCACACAGAGAUGUGAUGUGGGCAUAGCUGUGGUGUCAGAGGUGUAACCAGCAACAGGGGUACAUGUAGCAGCAAGACAAGUAUUUUGAAUUCAAGUAUUAUAACUGCAACUUUGGGCUGUUCCAUUAGUAAAGUUCAGCAGAGAUGGUCUGGACCUUACCCUUUAUCCUACAAGAUAUUUGACCUCAUGCUUUAUCUAUAGGUUGGACCUAUAAUUCAUUUCUGUUCAUUGAGUUUUACCAUGGAUUGCCCAGCCUAUUUUGGGUGAAAAUGAAAAGAUUGCUACUGGUAUUUUAUUUAUUUUGCCUUUAACGUACUGCCUGCCAUGGCAUAUUUAUUCUAUUUUUAAUAGUACACUGCUCAUUUUAUUGUUUUCAGUGUCAGUUUUACAGUGGUUUAACAUGACCAUCUCCUCUACUUAACUUUGUAUAUGGAAAGCUCUAUUGCAUCUCCAGAUACACAUACUUAUUUGUGUAGUAAAGAGUACACUAAAACUAAGAAUUACCUGUCAGUGGGUCAUGAUCAGUAUAAAUGUAGUAUCCAAAAUGUGCCAAGAAAGUAUUAAAUUGUAGAUGCUGCUUGCAACUGUGCUUGAAUUAUUACUUAAGUGUGUAGCUCCAAAAACUAUUUUCUAAAUCUGAAAUGUCUAUUAAGCAAUGGGAAAAUUGUUGGCUGGACAUGUCCAGUAAAAGAUUCUAUUCUGUCAGAUAAAAUUCAAAAUAAAACUGUUAAAAGCUCUGAUAUCUUACUCCUGCAACCCUCCAAAAGAUUCUGUAUGAUUCUACAUUAUCCAAAAUAUACUCAAUAUGCUAUUAGAUUAGUCAUAUCCUACCUAUGCACAUAUUGUAAUCAAAUAAUGACAUGUGAGCUAUGAGUGCAAUGGUUAUUUUUGUCAAACAUUACUUGUUUCAAGUAGCUUUACCUGGGUGGCAUGGUGGUUUCCUGAAUACAUGUGACUUAAUUAACUAAGCAUCAUAGUGAUUGGUGCAUCUUGCCUGCCCGAUGUAUAUACUAGUACAUGUACUAGUCUUGUAUUAACGCGGAGGUACAUAUACUCACAUCUAUUGCUGUUUGUAAAUGAAAUGUAAGUCAAAAUUUCCUUGAUACCUGUGUAAUUAUGUAUA
Molecule: messenger RNA, 3016 nt
Organism: Branchiostoma belcheri (Belcher's lancelet)
Lineage: Eukaryota; Metazoa; Chordata; Leptocardii; Amphioxiformes; Branchiostomatidae
Product: kelch-like protein 12
Exons: 12
Coding region: 167-1939 (590 amino acids)
Molecular function (GO): protein binding
Source: RefSeq, a predicted model, not a curated record